Westerdykella ornata is the source of this 1210-nucleotide messenger RNA. RefSeq lists its product as uncharacterized. NCBI's taxonomy places the organism in Eukaryota, Fungi, Ascomycota, Dothideomycetes, Pleosporales, Sporormiaceae. Bases 49 to 1005 code for a protein of 318 amino acids. The record is from RefSeq and is a predicted model, not a curated record. The transcript has a single exon.
CACGAUAUUUCUAGCAGCCAUACAUUCCCUCGUCGACGCCUCCGAAACAUGCCGCACAAACACAAACGCAAAGCCGAGGCCGAUGCUGACGAGGUGUUCGACCUCCCACCCACCCAACGUGCCGCUCCCCUUCCCACAGGCAAAGGCCGUGCAGCCAAUCCUCGUCCCAAGAAACGCAGUAAAACGUCAAGUAAUAACAACAAUGACUAUGGCGCAGACGACACACCCAAGGCAUUUGCCAGAUUGAUGGCAUUCAAGACGCGGGGCAGGGGACCCAAAGGUUUAGAUGACGGAGAACCUCGAGGGAAGAAGAAAGCGCAGAAGAAGAACAACCGCGCGGAGGAGAAACAUAGUAAUAAUAACCGUGCGACGGCAGACAGCGAAUCGCAAGCAGUGCCACAACCCGCAAUACCGAAGAUUCUGCCCGGCGAGAAGCUGUCCGACUUCGCGCAGCGCGUCAAUGCCGCGUUACCAUUGACGGGAAUCCAGAAGAACAGGAAGAAAAUUGAGGGCUUGCCUGAUCACCGCAUAACGCGCCACGAGAAGAAACUCAAGAAGCUGCAAGAGGGAUGGCGAAAGGAGGAGGCGCGGCUGCGGGAGAAGGAGGCUGAGGAAAGGGAGUUGGCGGAGGAGGAACAAGAUGAAAUUGAGGCCAUGUGGGAGGAUAAGACUGCGGAUCUGCCUGCAGGUGGGAAGAAGAAAAAGAGAGGAAAGAAGGGGAAGAAGCUUGUUGCUGGAGAGGUGGAUAUCAAGGAGGAAGAUCCGUGGGAAGCGCUCAAGCGGAAUCGGGAGCAGAGGAAGGGGUUGCACGAUGUGGUGCAGGCGCCGCCAACAUUUGAUCGCGUGCCGAGGGAGAUCUUCAAGGUCAGGGACGGAGCCAGGGUGGAGGUGGGAAAUAUUCCUAAUAGCGUGGGGAGUUUGAGGAAGAGGGAGGAGCUAGCGGCGGAGAGGUUGACGCUGAUUGACACAUAUCGGAAGUUGAUGGCGGAGCGGAAGGGUCAAUGAGCGGAGCAAGGGGAACUGAUAUAUGUCUCCCAAAGGGGGGCAGAUGAUUGGAGUUAUAAUCGUAUGGUUUUAACAUCUUGCCCCAGAUUCCCAGAGGAAUGCGAUCCUCUUAUUGUCCUGCCUAUCCACAUAGUACUAUCACGACAGAUACCCGCCGCUAGAAAUACAUCUUACAGAAAUGAGAAGACACCCUACGUGAUUCACU